UGAAACAUCUGGACACAGCGGCGCCGUUCUGUGAGGUAGAGGGCGCUGUUCUCAUCUUUCUGCCCGGUCUGGCCGACAUCCAGGAGCUGUAUGAGAUGCUGACCACACAGCGUCACUUUAGUGACCCCUCCAGGUACCAGAUCUUCGCCCUUCACUCCGUCCUGUCGUCCCAGGACCAAGGUCGCGUGUUUGAUGUCCCGCCUGCCGGCAUCAGGAAGGUUGUCAUAGCGACCAACAUCGCAGAGACGGGCAUCACAAUACCGGAUGUUGUCUACGUCAUCGACAGCGGCAAGGCCAAGGAAAAUAGAUACAUGGAGAACAGUCAGAUGAGUGCCCUGGAGGAAGUGUUUAUCUCCAAGGCCAACAGCAAACAGCGCGCGGGGCGUGCGGGGCGCGUGCGUGCAGGCUGCUGUUUCAGGCUGUACACACAGGCGCAGCACAGAGAGUUCCGCGCGUUCACCAGCCCCGAGUUGUUGAGGGUGCCGCUGGAGGAGCUGUGUCUGAGCAUUAUGAAAUGUGAGUACGGACACCCGCACGAGUUCCUCUCCCUGGCCUUGGACCCGCCCCAGAGCACGGCCAUCAGUCGCGCCAUGUCCGUACUGCGGGAGGUUGGAGCAUGUCACAGCGAUGGCAGCGCCCUGACGCCCCUGGGCCACCACCUGGCCGCCCUGCCCGUCGACGUGCGCAUCGGCAAGAUGCUCAUCCUGGCCGCCAUCUUUGGGUGCUUAGAUCAGAUAGCGGUGAUAGCUGCGGCCAUGACAGACAAGUCUCCCUUCGUCGUGCCGCUGAGCAAGAGGUCGGAGGCCGACUCGGCCAAACAGGCAAUGUCUGUGGCGAACUCGGACCACCUGACACUGUACAAGGCUUUCUCCGGUUGGAUCAAGGCUAGGGAGAAUGGCAAGUCGUCAGAGAAGUCUUACCUGAGUAAAAAUUUUCUGAAACGGUCGACCCUCAUGGAUAUAGAGAAUGUGAAAAAAGAUCUCAUCAAACUGAUCAGAACCAUCGGCUUUGACGACGUAGCCGGGGCUUCUUCUGCCUCGCGGCUUGGAGGAACAGAGCCGCAGUUGUCCGCCCACGGUGUUCUAAAAAUAGCGGAUCACGCACCCUCGGGAAAUGACCUUGACCCGUCCUCUAUGGCUAUGGUGAAGGCCGUGUUGACUGCGGGCCUUUAUCCUCAGGUGGGCUGUGUACUGACCACUCCGUCUGUGGAUGUGUCGGACAAGUCGACCUGCCUAGUGGAGACGUCUAGCGGCGUGGCCCAGGUACACCCGUCCUCCGUCAACAAAACGCUGGCGCUCACCGGAAGCUGGCUGGUCUAUCAGGAGAAGGUGCGUAUGUCACGUGUGUUCCUGCGCGACACGACGGUGGUGUCCCCGUACGCCCUGCUGCUCUUUGGUGGGGAGAUCACCGUACAACAUACACAGAGGCUGGUGUCUUUGGAUGGAUGGAUUAAGUACAGGGCUGUGGUGAAGACAGGCGUUAUCUUCAAGGAGGUUCGGAAAGCCUUGAACAACUUGCUGGAGAGGAAGCUGAAGGACCCCACCCUCAACAUGGCAG
Aplysia californica (California sea hare) is the source of this 1557-nucleotide messenger RNA. RefSeq names its product ATP-dependent RNA helicase dhx29. Gene Ontology annotation, molecular function: ATP binding; RNA binding. The record is from RefSeq and is a predicted model, not a curated record. Lineage: Eukaryota; Metazoa; Mollusca; Gastropoda; Aplysiida; Aplysiidae. Gene Ontology annotation, cellular component: intracellular anatomical structure.